Penicillium daleae is the source of this 2112-nucleotide messenger RNA. Its product is annotated as tRNA (guanine26-N2)-dimethyltransferase. The coding region runs from base 1 to 2112 and encodes 703 amino acids. Gene Ontology annotation, molecular function: RNA binding. NCBI's taxonomy places the organism in Eukaryota, Fungi, Ascomycota, Eurotiomycetes, Eurotiales, Aspergillaceae. Gene Ontology annotation, cellular component: nucleus. The record is from RefSeq and is a predicted model, not a curated record. Gene Ontology annotation, biological process: tRNA N2-guanine methylation. The transcript has a single exon.
AUGAACUCGACUACCCCCACCAGCAAGCUGGUGAACUACCAGGGUGCUGAUUACAAUGUGAUCAAAGAGGGAUUGGCAUAUAUCCUCAACCCACCAGCCCAGGAAGCCGCCUCCAAGGGCACCAGGAGGGAUCUCGCAGCCGACGACGAGAGCCAAUCGGUCUUCUACAACCCCAUUCAGCAAUUCAAUCGCGACCUGAGUGUUCUCGCAAUCCGCGCAUUCAGCGAGCAUGCGAUGGAUGUGAAGAGACAAAAAGCGGAUCAGAAAUUGAAGAGACGCGCCGCAGGCAAUGGUACCAACAAGGGAAAGAAGCGCAAGCGCGAGGAUUCGUCCGACGACCAGGCACCUAACCCAUCGUCUACAGAAGGCGAAAAUGCAGCAAAGCCCGAGACUACCGAGCAAUCUGUGCCCGCGCCGAUCGAGACGUCCGAGGCACAGCCCGAUUCGACCUACACGCCCUCGUUUACAGUCCUCGACGCCCUCUCUGCGACGGGUCUGCGCGCCCUGCGAUAUGCCUCUGAAUUGCCAGCUGUGUCUAAGGUGGUGGGAAACGAUCUAUCAGAAUCUGCCAUCAAGUCAAUGAAGACGAAUAUCGAGUACAACAAGCUCCAGGACCGUAUUACGCCGAACCUGGGCGAUGCGCGCGCCUACAUGUACGGCACCAGCAGUGAUCCAUCCCGCAAAUUCGAUGUGAUCGACCUGGAUCCUUACGGAACCGCGGCUCCCUUCCUGGAUGCAGCCAUUCAGGGAGUCAAGGAUGGUGGUCUGCUCUGUGUCACCUGUACCGAUGCGGGUGUCUGGGCCUCGACCGGUUACGCCGAGAAGGCGUUUUCCCUCUACGGUGGCACUCCGAUCAAGGGCUUGCACUCUCAUGAAGGUGGCUUGCGCCUCAUCUUAAACAGUCUGGCCAUGUCCGCUGCCAAGUACGGAAUUGCAAUUGAGCCUCUGCUUUCGCUCUCGAUCGAUUUCUACGCCCGUGUGUUUGUGCGCGUGUCUCGUUCCCCCGCACAAGUCAAGUUCACUGCUAGCAACUCCAUGGUUGUGUAUAAUUGUGAUUCUGGAUGCGGUGCAUGGACUAUCCAGCCACUCGCUGCGUCUAAAGAGAAGCUUAAUCGCCAAGGAAACCCUCUGUACCACUAUAAGUUGGCUCAGGGCCCGACGGCUAAUACUUACUGUGAGCACUGCGGCUUCAAAACACAUCUUGCGGGUCCAAUGUGGGCUGGCCCGCUUCAUAACCCCCACUUCAUCCAGCGAAUUCUGGAUAUACUUCCAAAGCUGGACCCGGAGAUAUAUCAAACUAUUCCUCGUAUUGAGGGGAUGCUUACCACCGCGAUGGAAGAGGACUUGGACCUGAGUCCCUCGUUCAGCAAGUCCGUUGCCCAACAGCAGCAAGCAAAGUCCGACACUGAUGCUGCCGAGUCUAUCGCCAGAGAGCAAAAUGACUACCCCGCUAUUAUUCCACGCAUGAACCCGGCCCUCCAGGAAUCGCACCCCUUCUAUUUCUCCCUGAGCGCACUUGCAAAGGUCCUCCACUGCUCAACCGUUGGACUGGACGAGUUCCGCGGUGCUCUUCGCUCUGUCGGGUAUCGCUCUACCCGUAGCCACGCCAAACCAAAUUCUAUUCGAACCGACGCCCCCUGGAGCGUUGUCUGGGAAAUCAUGCGCGAAUGGGUCCGCCAACACUCUCCCGUGAAAGCGACAUCCUUGAAGCCCGGUACCGCCGGCGCCGCUAUCAUGGCUAAGAGCCGUGACAACCUACGCAAGGGUAGCAGUGAAGAUCCUUGGCUAUCACAGCUGAAGAGUGAGCUUCUUGCCGCUGUUGAGUCUGGAAAAGACAUUAGCGACUUGGUCACCAAGGUCGAGGCCUCUCUGUACAGAUCCGGGUCUCGGCAGUCCUUUGUGACCCAAGCCCAACCAGCCGAUGUGCAGGAGAAGCCUACCAGCGAUGGACCAGCAGAGCAGGCACACCCCAGCACGCUGGAGGUGAAGUUUGAUGCCGCCCUCGGCCGAGAGGCAUCGGCUGCGCAUUCGACGAAGCGCCUGGUGCGAUAUCAGCUCAACCCCCGUGCGAACUGGGGGCCCCUGAAUCGGGCGGCGAUAAACUCGAAGUGA